Molecule: messenger RNA, 1170 nt
Organism: Gamsiella multidivaricata
Lineage: Eukaryota; Fungi; Mortierellomycota; Mortierellomycetes; Mortierellales; Mortierellaceae
Exons: 3
Coding region: 186-1070 (294 amino acids)
Source: RefSeq, a predicted model, not a curated record
CAGCAGAUGCCGAUGACCUCAGGAAGCUCAUCAUGGCAGACCAAGCUCCCACGCUCGAUGAUAUUUCUGCAGACCAACUCACGCUCUGGCGGGUCUCGGUCUCAACUGUCGCGAGACUGAUAUUUUCGAAGAGAUGCCACCGAAGAAAACGAUUCACAUCAUUGAGCAGCGACCAGUAGCAGCCCAUGCAUCCCUCCCCACUCGCGUCCCAGUCCAUCCCUUGCUGUCUGAACUUGAAAGCCUCAAAAUGGACCUCCCAAUAUUACCUAUCAAACAUGCAACCCAAUAUUACCACGGCAUCAGACCCCGCCGUUACUUCAUCAGCCUCGACCUCGGCCGCAUCGACUGAGUCAACUACUUCAACGCCCUCAAGUUCCAAGCGUCUAUCCGUGAUUUUGGGUGUAGCGUUGGGAGUCAUCCUUGUAUCGGCGGCCAUUGGUGCCAUCGUUGUCUACCGCAAGUAUAUCAAGCGUCCCAGCGUCUCACCCUCUGGCUUUUCACUCAAGGAGACAAACGCCGACGGCUCUCCGGACGACCCAUACAAGGCAGAGAUUGGUCACCAGCACAUGUUCAAUUACAAGGCUGACGUCAGCGACGAUAACGACCCCCAGCACAGAAGCCAUCAGUCUCCACAUUCGGCUUCGCGAGGGCGGCUCCACGGCAUAGGGCGCACCAACAAUGGACCGUAUCGGUCUCCUCAGCAGCUGAGUGUCUCUGCAGAGGAUGCAGCCAGGGGACGGAACGUGCAAGAAGGUCCUUACGGAGCACAGCGUUACUCACAGCAUCAACAUCCCCAUGCCAUCGUCCAUGGCCCGCCAGAGCGGCCUGACAGUAGCACAGGAGAGGAAAUCUACCGCGCACGACCGAUCUCGCUGCAUCCUCAUGCCUACAUCGAGGGACCGGUAACAGAAGACGAUUUCCUAGAGUGCUACUAUGGCCCAGAGCUUAUGUCGAGUUCCAUUCCGAGCAAUACCACUCCACGCUAUACUGAGUCGCUACCCCACUACACGCGCAAACCCUCCAGAGACCGGCCCAAAGCUAACCGUAAAAAAAUGACAACAAUACAGUAACAAUAACAAUAACAACAAUACAAUAGUAUAGUAAUGCAGGAAUGAAGCACAUAUGGCUACGAUUUUGAAUUCUCGGAAAUUGGUCCGUUGCUUUCACCAC